UCACUUUCUCUGUUUGUCUGCACUUCACUUUCUUUGCGCUGUUUGAUUUCUGCUCUCUUUAUUCUUCCUGAGGUUUUUUUUAUCUGUUUUUUUAUCCGUGUCUCUCCUUCGCUGCCGGUUUCUGCUAGCAGCACUUGAGGCUAUUUUUUGUCACAGCUCCGUGUCCUCUGGUUUUUUCUGUGCCGUUGCUUUAAUAUUUGCCGCCUCGUCCUCGGAGGUUUUCCUCUUGCUGGUGUUGCUUCACCUGCCUCUCCUUCGCCUCGACAUCCGUCCACCCGUGGUUUCUCUGAGCAGCUCCUCUGCGAUGGGAAAAACUGAGCUGUACUCUCUGUGUAAAGGCUUUCUGGACUGUGUCUGCCUCUGCCUGUCUCGGAACAGCGAUGAAGCUGCAGGCGACGCCGAGCGUGACACCGAGAACGGUCACCUGAUCUACCAGAGCGGCGACGUCCUGGAGGACAGGUACGAGAUCGUCGACACGCUGGGUGAAGGGACCUUUGGGAAGGUGGUGCAGUGUUUGGACCACAGCAGAGGAGGAAGUCGAGUCGCCCUGAAGAUCAUUAAGAACCUGGAAAAAUACAGAGAAGCAGCCAAACUGGAAAUCAACGUUCUGGAGAAGAUCAGAGAAGCAGAUCCGACCCACAAACACAACUGUGUGCAGAUGCUCGACUGGUUCGACUUCUACGGCCACGUCUGCAUCUCCUUCCAGCUCCUGUCUCUCAGCACUUUCGACUUCCUCAAGUCCAACAACUUCCUCCCGUAUCCCAUCCAGCAGAUCCGACACAUGGCCCAGCAGAUCUGCCACGCCGUCAGCUUUCUCCAUGACAACCAGCUGACUCACACCGACCUGAAGCCGGAGAACAUCCUCUUCGUCAACUCCGACUACUCGCUGGUCUACAACUCGGAGAAGAAGUGUAACGAGCGGCGAGUGAAGGACAGCACGGUGAGGCUGGUGGACUUCGGCAGCGCCACCUUCGACCACGAGCAUCACUCCGUGGUGGUGUCCACGCGACACUACAGAGCUCCAGAGGUCAUCCUGGAGCUGGGCUGGACUCACCCCUGUGACGUGUGGAGCAUCGGCUGCAUCCUGUUUGAGUACUACGAAGGCUUCACGCUGUUCCAGGUCUGGAUGCACAACGAUGCAGGUACGCAGAGCGCCACCUGCUGUCCGAUCCUCACGCGUCCAUCUGUUCACCCACAGACUCACGACAACAAGGAGCACCUGGCCAUGAUGGAGAGGAUCCAGGGAGCGCUGCCUCAGAGGAUGGUCCAGAGGAGCAGGAAGCAGAAAUAUUUCCACCGCGGCCGUCUGGACUGGAACGAGUGCACCAAGGCUGGACGCCACGUCAGGUCCAAAUGCAAACCUUUAAAGAAGUACCUGCUGUCACACGGGACGGAGCACCACCUGUUCUUCGACCUGCUGGAGAAGAUGCUGGAGUACGAGCCGAGGAGGAGAAUCUCUCUGCCUUCAGCGCUGAACCAUCCCUUCUUCUUAUACCAGCCGGGCCGGAACCAGAGCUGGAGGAGCAGCAGUGACGCCAGCAGAUGAUCCGAGCGGACCGGCGAGGUUCUAAGGUUCUGGUUGCUCGUCUACCCGUCAUGGAAACGUCACACCUCAGCCAGGAGGAACCCGUCUGAAAAGAGGCUGUAAAAAGUUUGUAGGACGUUAAUUAGAAAGUAAAGUUAAAGAAAAGUUCUGCCUGAAAAACGGACCUGAGGAGCAACCUGGAGCUGAAGGCCCCGCCCAUCGGAUUUGUGAUUGGUUGGCAGAGAGGAAGUGAUGCGAUGCAAGCAAACGUAGCUGAGCUGCGUUUCGUUUCGUUCUAAGAAACGUGUUUUUGUGGAGACGGUCGGAGAACGAGGACUUGGAGACGACACCAGAACAGAACCGGUCUAUCCUGGUCUUCCCUGAUAUGCAGAUGUAGAACCAGCUCUGGAGCAGAGACAUCUUUGUCCCCUAAGACUGGUUCUGAGAGCGACUCCACAGGUUCCACAGGUUCCUGCAGUCAGAACAUGAACAAAGGUUUGAACGACUCUGAAGGUUCCUGCAGUGGGGCUGAGGUGAUGAAACUUCUUUACGUGAGACUGUGACACAGAGCAGAACCUCAGGAGGCCGGUUCAAGGAAGCCACAGAAUCGCUUCGGUCCGCUGGACUUUAAACCUGAUUUACUCUGAACAGUUUCCAGGUCCUCCUCUGUUUCUUGUUCAUUCCUGUUUUGCACCAAGAUGAUUAACGAGCAGAUGUUGGCUGGAAUUAAAACCCACCUGAUGUUCACUGUGAAAUUCAAACAAGUUUUAAUCGAAUUUAAAGCAAACUGACCUCAGAUCAGGAGCCUUCAUCAUGAACUACAUGCUUGUAAAAAAUCACAAAUAAGCCCAUAUUUACAAUAUAUGUUUUCUCAGUGAUGUUCUGAGAACCGUUUAUAAACUCCAGAACUCUGAUUGGAUCAGAGCUUCUACCAGUGUUUCAGGUUUUGUUGCUCAGUCAGUUCUGGAAGUUUAGCAGAACCAACCGUGUUUUGAGAAUAUUUCAUGUCUGGUUCUGUGUUACUGUGACCUGUAGCUACAUGUGGGUCAGAACACAUCACGAGCUCACUUCUGCUUUAUCGGGUCUUUGUUAAUGAGCUUAAAUAUGAUGACUGCUGUCCAACAUGACAGAUUCUGGAUCAGCGACAUGAUGACAAACAACAGAUCUCAGAUCCAGAGUCAACCUGCUGGACGUGGAUCAUGUUUAAGACUUUUUUUGAUCUGAUCAUUUUCGAUCUAAAAUUUCACAAAUAUUUUCAUAAAUAGCCUCAAUUUAUUCAAUAACAACUUCAGCCAAAUCAGAGCCGGUCAAGCAGAAGUUCUACCGCUGUGCUGAUCUGAGGUCAGUUCUGUAGUAAAUAGACACGAUGAGUCCUUUAAGACCGACAGUAGAUCAAAUCUGCUAAAUAGAGAAAUGAAAAUCUUUCAAACGUGUCUCUGAACUUUAGAGGAUAUAUUCUGUAGAUGCAGAAACUGGACCUGUGUGGUUCUGAGCUGUCAAAAAGUCAUUUGUGUGUUUUUUGUAAUAAAUUUUGUAUGAACCGA
Molecule: messenger RNA, 3069 nt
Organism: Stegastes partitus (bicolor damselfish)
Lineage: Eukaryota; Metazoa; Chordata; Actinopteri; Pomacentridae
Product: dual specificity protein kinase CLK2-like
Exons: 10
Coding region: 305-1546 (413 amino acids)
Biological process (GO): peptidyl-tyrosine phosphorylation; regulation of RNA splicing
Cellular component (GO): nucleus
Molecular function (GO): protein tyrosine kinase activity; protein serine/threonine kinase activity; ATP binding
Source: RefSeq, a predicted model, not a curated record